AAGUGUAACAAAAAUUCUUUUAAAUAAAAUGGUACUACUAUGAUAUUAUGUCUGGUCACUGCUGUGACAAUGUCUUUUGAAACGUAAAUAAGCUUUGUCAGAAACCUCUGACACCUCUUUACUGCUUUUUUCCUUCUCUCUCUCUCUCUCUCUCUACUCACUUCUCUGCUGUUUCUCACUUCUGAGCUAAGCUCAACCUUUUCAGCUCAGACCUCCUUUUUCUUGAUCAAAUAUUUCUAGGAAAAUAAAAAGCUCAUUUUACUGUUCACAAUGGAAGCUAAACCUCUUCAAAUUGUUCCCUCUUCACACAACACCACAACUGGAGGUGGACCCCAGAAGAAGAUUGAUGAAGGUGAAAAUGUUGUUGUAGUUAAGGAAGAGAAAGAAGAAAGCCCUUUGAUCACACAAGUUCAAAGGCGUGAACUUGACCAUCAAGUUUUCAUCUUUAAUCACUUUGCUUAUAACCUUCCUCUUCCUUAUUACCUUUUGCAAUUUCCAAGUAAUAUGUCAGAGUUCGGCCGUCUAGGUUCUCAUCAUGUGACUAUGGUGGAUACAGAACCACAUAGGUGUAAAAGAACCGAUGGAAAGAAAUGGAGGUGUGGUAAGAACACAGUACCUAAUCAGAAGUACUGCGAACGCCACAUGCAUAGGGGUCGAAAUCGUUCAAGAAAGCUUGUGGAAACAUCUCAAAUUAACUCUCCAAAUUUGAGAACAAAGCCUAGUAUUGGUGACAAGUCACAUGCAAAACUAGUCCCUAACAUUGAAUCUGCUGUUUCAAAUCCAAACCCUUUUGUCAUUCAACACAGUGACACAUUCUCAUACACCCCAUCGAGGAGCUUCUGUAUUGUAAAUACAACUUCUGCUUGUGAUCGUUCGAGAAAAGUCAUAGGUUCUGAUGUCUCUGUGGUGACUGCUCCUUGCUCCGUUCUUGCCUCUGCAGUUGCACCUAAGAUAACCACUUUCAGCAGCAUGAUGGCAUCACAUACUUCAGAUGACCGAAGUCGUCUUAAUGCAUGCAAGCAAGAUGAGCAGAUUAAGAUGUCUAUCAACGACAACAUGAGUAUUAAAAGUGGUACGAAAGGAAGCAAUUCAUGUGAAAUUAAUAGCAUCUCUACUGGAAUAGGCAUCUCCCCAAAGAGUGUUCUUCAAGUUUCUGGUUGCAAUUAUUCAUACCUCAAUGACAGAAACAGUAUACCAAUAGAAACUGAACCGGGCAGAUGCCGAAGAACAGAUGGUAAGAAUUGGCGAUGCAAGAGUGCGGUUCUUCCUGGUCAGAAAUAUUGUGCAACACAUAUGCAUAGAGGUGCGAAAAGGCGUUGUAUAAACCAUGAACCUCCUCCUCCUCCUGCUGCUGCCGCUGUUGUCGAUACUACUACAACUACUACUAUUGGUUCUUCUGUUACCAUUGCUUUGGUGCCUUAUCCUUCAGUCAAAACCUCAACAGACAUUCAGAAAGCGUAUUGUCAAAUCCCAAACACAAAGCUUUCAAUGUCGGUUCCAGACAGUGCACCUUUUGUCGAAUGCAACGAGAAAAAUGGUGGCAACAGUGACACGGAAACUAGUACCACCAUCACCGACACCAUCAAUGACUAUCUUUCUUUCUAAGUAGUUGUUUAAUUUCUUGAAACAUGUUUCUGUGUUUAUAUAUGAACAUGUUAACCUAUCAGAAAACUGAGAUCAGUUUUGUGUCUAGUGAACAAUGGUCUUUGUCUAUGUCUUCAUUAUGAAUAGAUUAAUUAAAUUUAAAUUUUCUA
This is a messenger RNA of Trifolium pratense (red clover), 1754 nucleotides long. RefSeq names its product growth-regulating factor 9-like. The record is from RefSeq and is a predicted model, not a curated record. Gene Ontology annotation, cellular component: nucleus. Bases 271 to 1605 code for a protein of 444 amino acids. Gene Ontology annotation, molecular function: ATP binding. The transcript has 4 exons. Gene Ontology annotation, biological process: regulation of DNA-templated transcription; DNA-templated transcription; developmental process. Lineage: Eukaryota; Viridiplantae; Streptophyta; Magnoliopsida; Fabales; Fabaceae.